GUGCGUGGUGUGGAGCUGGAGUUGUUAGUGGAUGCGUAGUUAAUGGGUCUAGAUGCGCGGGAAGCUUACUGUUACAGACAUGGUGGGUGGGAGUCUGUUCAAUGCAGGAAAGCUGGGAUGUUGCGGAGGAAGAAGAAGACAAGGAGAAAGCGCAGCGCUGUCUAUCGGAAGUGGUUAUCGGCGCCGCAGCUGAUCGUCAAUCUUGCGGUCACAUGACAUCUGCAAUUGUUAUCCAGGGCUGCUGUUCAAGCUUUGUCUCCAGUGUUUGCACGUUAAGUCCAGGUUGGUGUUGUGAGCAUUGGUUGGGCUGUCUCUGGUGAAUACUUCAUUGGAAAUAACUACUAGACUCAGUGGUCACUUCUGUUGCACUCCCGGUCACCCUCGACAUCCACGCAACUGCAUAAUCAUAAUCAGUCAUGAAUAACAGACCAGUCGAGCAGGCGCUGGCAACCCUCCUGCCAACCCAUGCGCAAGACUUACCCCCCGACCUCCUCAGCCUGGCCAUAUCUCUUGUUGCGCAGUCCCGCAGCCUCUCCUCUAGUCUGAAGCCCGAUGAAGAGAUCGCACGGCCCUAUGCAUGCGCGGAAAUCGCCUGUAGGAGAUUAUCACGCACGCUCAAACUCCCGAGCCUACUAGGCCACCCCCCUUGCCCCCCGCGCACAUACAAGAAACUCUACGCCUUCCUCGACCGCUCCCUCUCCGGCGGCGCACCCUCCUCUGCCCCAGGAACACCCUCACGAACCCGCACCCCGACAAAGACCUCCCACCUCACCCAGACACCGUCCAAACUGCCCCCAACAACAGGGGCAGGGGGCCUGCAAAAUACACCCACCAAGUCCACACCCCUGAAGCGGACCUUCGCCGCAGACACAACACCGACCACCAAAACAACACCGCGACACAAACCACACCCACCACAACCCGCGAAAAAUGACCACCACCUCACCACGACCAAAAUCCCCGACGCCCCCAACUGGACAAUGUCCUCCAUCCGCACCGUCUGCAAAACCCUCUCCACCCCCGCCCCCCGCAUGAGCACCUGGUCCCGGCCGCCGAUCUCCCGCACCCUGCCCCCGCAUAUCUUCGCGGGGGUUUCCUCGAUUCUCUUUUUCGUGGCCGAGACGACGCGGUCCGCGGGCAAGCACGGCGAGGAGCUGGACGAUGAGAUGCUGGAGUUCCUGGAACCGGUUCUCACAUCAGCUUCAGCCGGGGGCGAGGAGGCGGAGGAAGACUUGAAGGAGCUGAUUAGCGCGUUGAUCGUGGCGGUGUACUUUCUCGUCCUGGCGCGGAGACGGCAGGUGGCUGAUAGCGAUAGCCAUGGCGAUGGCGACGGCCACAGGAACAAGGACGGAGGUGCGGGUGCGGCGGACGCGCAAAUCAUGGAUAAGAAGACCUUCACGGAGAUGCGACAGACCGCACUCGUCAGUCUGGGGCUCCCGGCGACGGAGCGUCGGCACCGCGAAGAUGUGGACCAGUGGAUCGCGUUGAUCAUGGAGCAGGGAUGGGCGCAAGGGCGGGAGUGGUUUGAGAAUAUUCCGCAGGCCGGGGAGGUGGAUGGGGAUGAGGAGUUUUUGUCGGAUUAUGGUGGUGGUGCGGAGGAGGAGGAUGGCCUGACGGCUGGUGGCCAGCCGAGUCGGAAGAAACAGCGGCUGCACAUUGGCAAGGAGACGAGGCGCGGGUUGUUGCCCGGGUUGGGGACGAUGAUGCAGGAUCGCGUGGACUGGCUGAGUGAGGAUCGCAGGGAGGAGUUUGCCGUCUGGAGGGCGGCGAUUAUGAAGCGGGUGGAGCAGUUGGAAGGGAAGGCUGGGCUGGCGUAACUGCUUGGGUGAGAUGAUGGAGAUUGGAGAUGGAUCACUUCUUGAAAUUAUGAUACCCAUG
Aspergillus saccharolyticus JOP 1030-1 is the source of this 1878-nucleotide messenger RNA. RefSeq lists its product as uncharacterized. NCBI's taxonomy places the organism in Eukaryota, Fungi, Ascomycota, Eurotiomycetes, Eurotiales, Aspergillaceae. Gene Ontology annotation, molecular function: DNA binding. Gene Ontology annotation, cellular component: nuclear origin of replication recognition complex. The record is from RefSeq and is a predicted model, not a curated record. Bases 417 to 1817 code for a protein of 466 amino acids. The transcript is spliced from 2 exons. Gene Ontology annotation, biological process: DNA replication.